Molecule: messenger RNA, 1380 nt
Organism: Moneuplotes crassus
Lineage: Eukaryota; Ciliophora; Spirotrichea; Euplotida; Euplotidae
Source: the annotation of a GenBank genome assembly
UAAUUAACUCCAUGAUGAGGCUUCUUUUCCUCUACAAAUUCACGUACCCAUCUACUAGUAUUGAAGCUUCGGAUGAAAAGAUUGAGAAAGAGUACAACGAGAUCAGGAAGGAUUUUAUAAACCUCACUGAGAAGAUUAAGACUGUCAAAAUGGAGUCCCAGACAGGGAAAAGAAUUCCCUGGAGCGAAUUCCAACAAUACUGUAGAAAGAUUCAUGAUAUUAAGUCAAAAGAGCAAAAAUAACAACAGCAUUCCUGCCUUAUUUAAAAAGAUUUCCAAAGUUAUGAUAAUGCAGAAGGCUAAAAAGAUCGCAGAUAUUAUUGAGAAUGAACAAGAAAUGGGAAAUUCUGAGAAUCCCAUUACUUUGCAUACUAAAUUAUGUACCAAAGACGAAUAUGACUAUUGCAUCGAGAAACACUGCAGCAAGGCUCUCAAUGUCAGAAGACAGGAUAAAGAGCAAUUUGAUUUUCAGACCAAGUUUAAGGAAGAACAUAUUGGAAUGAAAGAUUGCUAUCAAUACCCCCAGUACUUCCUUAAGCAUACUAGUAAGAUUCAAGGCUAUGAGCAGAUGAAACCAACUGCUGAAAAUGAGGAACUUGAAGAAACAGCAACAACUGAGUUUGAUUCCAACUCUCGAAUUAGAAUAGAUCUUAACCAAGAUCCUAAGUUUAGAACAAUGUUGUUACAGAAAAAGUUUCCUAAGGUAUCAGCUCUUCAAUUUGACAGUAUUGAGAACCUGGACGAUACAGAAGUAUGCACUCUUCUCGAGACUAUGAUUCCUCCAGAGAUUGAUCAAAUUUGUUUGAGAAGCAACCUUGGUAACAAGAUUAAAAUAUCAGAAAAGAUCCAUAAAGCUUUGGUAAAGACUAUUACUGAAAAGGUGAAAAAUAUAAUAACUCUCCAAGGAUUUAAGAUGAGCGAUAAGCAAUUUGAAACCAUUCUCAAUAACUCUGGUCACCUUCAGAAGGUAGAUAUCAAAAAUUGCUUUAUUUUCCCCAGAUCAGGAAAAGAAAAAGAUCCAUUGAAGAUAAAUCUUAAUGAGUUUCGUAAAUCUGCAACAGUGUCAAAGCUAAAUCUGUCAAUGAAUAAACUUGGGGCUAAAUGCUUAAAAUCUGUUAUUAUCCAACUAGAAGGAGAUGACAAUGACCAAACCUCAAAAUUGCUCUCCAGACUAUCUAAGCUUGAUAUUAGUGGGAACCAGAGAAGAGGGUAUCAAGGCAAAUGGAGACUUGGCAGAUAUCACUAUGAAGGACUUGUUAAAAAUGCCAACCCAGGCAUAAAGUUGAAUCAGACAUCAAAGAAUUCAAACGAAAUUGAGGACAUGAAUAAGAAAUGGAGAUUAUUCUAAAAGUAUUAGGCAUAAUCACUGAGGCUCUUUUUA